UUUAGCUCGGGCUUGGAUCCGGUGCGCAUGCGCAGCCGUUACCAUAACGACCAGAGGACGCCGUAUGGCUGGAUGCCUGAAAGGAAAGAGAAUUGUCUCCUCCUGGUGAUGGAGAACCAAAUUUCGUCCAAGGCCGAGGAGGCUGAGCUGGAGCUUGAGGCUGUGAUCGGCUUCAAUGGACAUGUGCCCACUGGUCUGCUCUGCCAUCCUGACCAGGAGCAUCUGGUUUACCCUCUGGGGUGCACAGUCCUCAUUCAAUCAAUAAACACUAACGAGCAGAAUUUCCUGCACGGUCAUGGCAACAAUGUCUCCUGUGUGACGGUCUCCAAGAGCGGAGCUUACAUCGCCUCAGGACAAAUCACAUUCAUGGGCUUCAAGGCAGACAUCAUUUUGUGGGAUUAUAAGAAGAGGGAGCUGAUUGCUCGGCUGUCACUUCACAAGGGCAAAAUUGAAGCGCUGGCCUUUUCACCAAAUGAUUUGUACUUGGUAUCACUAGGAGGCCCAGAUGAUGGAAGAGAGGCCAUCUGUGGCAGUCCAGCUGCUGGCCUCAGUGUCGGGAAUGCCACCACAGUGAUCUUCUCGGGGAGCCACGAUGAGAUGUUUGUUACUGCUGGAAAGUACGUGUCUGCAGUUGCAGUUUUCAGAACUCAUAAACCACUUUAUUUGCUUGUGCAGAAAGCACGGUCAUUUCAAUUUGGGAGAACAUGUUUUCAGUCCUGGAAAAAUACCUUACGUCAUAAUUUUCAUGAUUUUGUAGUCAUUAAAAAUCCUUUUCAUCGAAAGAAACUCCAGUUACAAGGUGGCAUCACUUCUAUCACGCUUCGCAGGGAAGGACACCAGUUUUUUGUAGGAACAGAAGAAUCACACAUUUAUUGUGUCAACUUCACAGAUUUCAAAGAGACUCUCAUUGCCACUUGUCACUUUGAAGCUGUCCAGGACAUUGUCUUUCCAUUUGGCACUGGUGAGCUAUUUGCCACCUGUGCCAAGGAGGACAUUAGAGUGUGGCACACGCUGUCCAACAAGGAGCUGCUGCGGAUCACUGUACCCAACAUGACCUGCCACAGCAUUGACUUCAUGAGAGACGGCAAGAGCAUCAUUUCAGCAUGGGACGAUGGUAAAAUCCGAGCCUUUGCCCCAGAGACAGGCCGGUUGAUGUAUGUCAUUAACAAUGCCCACAGGAUCGGAGUGACGGCCAUCGCUACCACCAGCGACUGUAAAAGGGUCAUCAGUGGCGGCGGGGAAGGAGAGGUGAGGGUGUGGCAGAUAGGCUGCCGGACCCAGAAGCUGAAGGAGGCCCUGAAGGAGCACAAGUCCUCCGUGUCGUGCAUUCGGGUGAAGAAGAAUGACAAGGAGUGUGUCACAGCCAGCACAGAUAGCACCUGCAUCAUCUGGGACCUUGUGCAUCUUAGAAGGAAUCAGAUGAUCCUGGCGAACACCUUAUUCCAGUGUGUGUGUUAUCACCCUGAAGAGUUCCAGAUCAUCACCAGUGGGACAGACAGAAAGAUUGCUUACUGGGAAGUAUUUGAUGGGUCAGUAAUCAGAGAGUUGGAAGGUUCCUUGUCUGGGUCAAUCAAUGGUAUGGAUAUCACACCGGACGGAGUAUACUUUGUUACAGGUGGAAAUGACCAUCUGGUCAAAGUUUGGGAUUAUAACGAGGGUGAAGUGACUCACGUUGGGGUUGGACACAGUGGCAACAUCACACGUAUUCGGAUAAGUCCGGGAAAUCAGUACAUCAUUAGUGUAAGUGCAGAUGGAGCCAUUCUGAGGUGGAAGUACCCAUUUGCCUCAUGAAGCAACGGAGACCUCCUGGUUCCCAGUUCUGCAGGAGACUGAGCUCAGAUAACUCCCAAGGCUGGCUUUGAUUUCUCACAUCUGUGUUUUUUGUUCUUUGGUUAAAAUAUUUUAUGUUUCUCCUUUCUUUUAUAGAAUGCAUUCUACAUUCUUACAUUGUAUAUUAAAAUUGAAAUAUGUUCAAGAAUAAUUUGUCCAUGCUGUUAAUUAGAAGUUUAUUAUAAAUAAACUCCCCGUUGUUGGU
Molecule: messenger RNA, 2035 nt
Organism: Hipposideros armiger (great roundleaf bat)
Lineage: Eukaryota; Metazoa; Chordata; Mammalia; Chiroptera; Hipposideridae
Gene: CFAP52
Product: cilia and flagella associated protein 52
Exons: 11
Coding region: 28-1791 (587 amino acids)
Molecular function (GO): protein binding
Source: RefSeq, a predicted model, not a curated record